AACUGUCCCUAGAAAUUCCCUCCGUAUAAAGAAAAACACCAGAGAUCACAAUCCAUCCUCUCGCAUAGUUCCCAUUUAACCCUCACAUCACACACUACCACCAGUGACACACACAAACUUCCAUGGCUUUUCCCAGGCCCCUCUGGGCCAGAUCUCGGCCCUUCCCCUCCUCCCUCCCCUUGGACUUUGCCCUUCUUACUGGCCAGGUGUGGGGGCAGAGUCCGGGCUUGACUGACUCAUCCCCCACCUCACCGGGGCUGAGAUCCCGGUUCUGUAACAGAAAACGCCAGCGCUUCAGCUCCAAUCAGUGCAGAACCACCCAGCCCAGGACUCCCAGGACGGGCCACUCUUAGGCUCCUUCCCUCCACCAUGGAGUACCUCUCUGCCCUGAACCCCAGCGGCCUGCUCAGGUCAGUAUCCAACAUGAGCUCCGACUUAGGCCGUAAGGUCUGGACCUCCACUCCACCACCCCAGCGACCUUUCCGUAUCUGUGAUCACAAGCGGACCACCCGGAAAGGCCUGACAGCCGCCACCCGCCAGGAACUGCUAGACAAGGCACUGGGGACUCUGAUGCUGAAUGGAGUGUUAACAUUGGUGCUUGAGGAGGAUGGGACCAUGGUGGAGAGCGAGGACUUCUUCCAGCUGUUGGAGGAUGACACAUGCCUGAUGGUGCUGGAGUUGGGACAGAAAUGGAGGCCCAGGAAGAGUGGGGUGCUGUCAUAUGGCCUGGGCCGGGAGAAGCCCAAGCACAGCCAGGACAUCGCCCGCAUCACCUUUGACAUAUACAAGCAAAACCCCCGAGACCUCUUUGGCAGCCUGAACAUCAAAGCCACAUUCUACGGGCUCUACUCCAUGAGUUGUGACAUCCAAGGACUCGGCCCAAAGAAAAUACUCAGGGAGCUCCUCCGAUGGGCCUCCGCACUGCUGCAAGGCCUGGGCCACGUCUUGCUGGGAAUUUCCUCCACCAUUCGUCAUGCAGUGGAAGGGGCUGAGCAGUGGCAGCGAAAGGGUCACCUUCACCCCUACUGAGCAGGAGCUCUGACCUUCUGCCUCUAGACUCAUUCCAAGAGACAGACUGUGACAACACCAAGUUUGGGGGCCUUCAGACAGUGCAGGCUCAGUAACUCACCUGAUUUCCCCACUGUCCCUCAAUCCUAUGGGACAGGCCCCAUCAGCAUAAUGUCCUAUACCCCCACCCUAUGCCUCCUGGCCACGUUUCCAGUCUCCUGCUCCCUGAAAGACCACAGCCUGUCCCCGGACACCUGGAUCCCACCCUGACUGCUGCUAUACCUAGAGGUCCUUAUGACUCCUUCUGUCCCUAAGCUCCUCUACCUUGAGAUCGCUAUUUCUCUGUAUCCUUCCUCCCCAAAAUAACAAAGGUGCUUCCAAUAAAAAUAUAAAAGUG
This is a messenger RNA of Phacochoerus africanus (Common warthog), 1405 nucleotides long. RefSeq names its product cell death inducing DFFA like effector b (gene CIDEB). Bases 370 to 1029 code for a protein of 219 amino acids. Gene Ontology annotation, biological process: regulation of apoptotic process; apoptotic process. The transcript has 5 exons. The record is from RefSeq and is a predicted model, not a curated record. Lineage: Eukaryota; Metazoa; Chordata; Mammalia; Artiodactyla; Suidae.